AUGCCUGAAAUUGAAUGCAGGUCUGGAAUGCAAAUGGCAGGAAAUAAAAAAGCAGCUUGGAAGCUUUUAGACCUGGAAAAACUGAACCAAGAUGAACUGUAUGCUAUCCUCGAUGAAAUACCAAGUGGCAGUGAAUCUGAAGGUUCGGAUGUAGAAAGUGAAGUAGGAGAAGGAUAUCUAGAGGCAAAUAACUUACCAGAAACUGACCUUCUUGACAUUCAGAAUAUGGAUAUUAUUCUUGAAGAGGAAAAUGACGUGGCUGUUGAAUUAGUCGCUGACAUGGGUUGGGAGAGCGAGGACGAUGUACCACUAGCAAGAUUGGCGACCAAUCAGUCUAGUAUUUGGACAAAUAACGAAAACUAUGUCACUACAACCAAUCCUUUCAUAGAAGUAACAGGUCCCAACCUAAUUGCGGAUGUAGAAACUCCGACUGACGUUUUUUUAUCACUUUUUCCUGGAGAUCUAAUCCAACAUAUAGUAUUCCAAACAAAUUUGUACUACCUUCAAAAACAUGGCGGAGGGGCUAAUUUUACUCCAACGUCAGAAGAAGAAAUAAAAAAUUUUUUGGGGGUCAAUCUACUGAUGGGCAUCAAGCAAAUGCCCAGUUACAGACACUAUUGGUCAUCCAACGACGAGCUUCGAGAUAAUUUCAUUAGUGCUGCUAUUUCACGGGAUAGAUUCUCGUGGUUACUAAGUCAUAUCCAUCUCAACGACAAUUCGGUACAACCGGGAAGAAAUGACCCCAAUUACGAUAAACUUUAUAAAGUUCGACCAAUUCUAUCUAAGCUUCGAGAAACAUUUCUUUCCGCCAUGAAUCCACAUGAAUUUCAAUCUAUAGAUGAAUCCAUGAUACGAUUCAAAGGACGAAGUUCAAUUCGUCAAUACAUGCCAAACAAACCAAUCAAGCGGGGCUACAAAGUCUGGGUUAGGUGUGACUCAACUGGUUUCAUGUGCGAUUUUCAAAUAUAUACCGGAAAAAUUGGCCAGACUACUGAAAAGAAAUUAGGGUUACGGGUUGUGAAGGACCUCAGCAGAGCUUUAGUAGGAAAGCAUCAUAAAGUUUUUUUCGACAAUUAUUUCAAUUCCGUUGAACUACAAAGAUCUUUAUUAUCGAAUGGAAUAUAUGCAUGUGGUACGAUAAGGAAAGGUAGAAAAGAUUUUCCUGAGCUGAAGUUAGAUAAAGAUAUGAAACGAGGCGAUAAAGAUUAA
This is a messenger RNA of Acanthoscelides obtectus, 1209 nucleotides long. The record is from the annotation of a GenBank genome assembly. Lineage: Eukaryota; Metazoa; Arthropoda; Insecta; Coleoptera; Chrysomelidae.